This is a messenger RNA of Mycena citricolor, 2767 nucleotides long. The record is from the annotation of a GenBank genome assembly. NCBI's taxonomy places the organism in Eukaryota, Fungi, Basidiomycota, Agaricomycetes, Agaricales, Mycenaceae.
UGCGUGAGCGCCUGCACUCCUUGACACAUAACCACGCCGGUUGGCCUUCUUCUCGUCCAGUACCUUCACCUUCUUGCCGGUGAAGAUUGCUUUCACGAUGGCUACCACCUCCUCUGUUCCCAGAACCGGAUCCCUCUCCCAUAUCCUCAACGACUCUCCACCGACUCCCGUGCAAAGUCAUGCGAUAUCGUCCCGGCUCCCUUCUCAUUCUCCAAUGCCCAACGAGUCUGCUAAUCGACCAGACCAUCGAAUUGGGACGGAUCCUUGGCUGAGCUACGCGCGAGUCGGUCAUACUUCGCCCAGCGGUCCAUCUCCCAGACACAUCUCCGUCCACACGUCGCCCCAGAGCAUCGGUAGCCAUGCCCAAUACCCAGCUGCGAUACCGUCAAUCACUAGGUGGCGCGCAUCGGAUUAUAAUCUGGACAUGCACGCGCGAGCAGCUGCAUUGGAGACCACUUCAGCUCACAUUCAGAAACUGGCGCAAAUGUCAAACACUCCCAGGCCGCCUCAUGUUUCGCCUUACAUUCAUCCUUUGCAAACAUUCUCAAUGCCGGCCUCACCAGCUGUACCCCGCACACCUGACUUGGCAGAUUAUCAGAUGUCUGAGAGGGCAUCAACUCGGCUCAUUGGUCGGCCACAAGUAUCAUACGAAGAGACAGGAAAUGUCAAUCCAUCUUACCCAAUCCAAUCUACCUCUCACCUGCCGCAAAAACGAGGAGCGUCUGACAGCAGUGAAAAUGAUGAUCGGCCACCCAGGUUCAGGCGCAAGCUCAAUUCCAAGCAGAAGGAGAGCAAGGCAGCUGGUGCUUCAAACAAGCGCCCGGGAUCUUCAAAGCGAUCAGCCAAAGUAGACAGUGUCGCUGGUGAUCCGCCCGACAUGAUAUACCAACUAUCUCCCAAGCUGCCGAUAGAUCGAAGCGAUGUUUCUUUCACCAUCCUGCCCGUCAGGCUGUCAUCGGAGGCCAACCUCACACGGGAGCCCCAAACAUCACGAUGCAUGUCGAACCGGUUCAAAUCCAAAGGUUUUCCGCAUUGUGUAUCGUGCACGCGACGCUGGGUUGGAGACACCUGUCGAUUCCAGAAUCUUCGUUCCUUUUUCUACACAAGCACAGGCGAACUAGCUGGUUUCUGUUUCUAUGAACGACGAGACCAGCCAGCGGUACAAAUGGAGUAUCCGUCCAACUGGAAUGCGCCUCUGACCAAGACGCAUUUCCAACUCAUCAAGAAAACCAUCGCGACAGCCCUUCUCCCUAUUCUUAGAGAGGAGCUCGAGCACACCCAACACAGCGCUGUCAUCUACCGCCCUCGAGAAAACGAAGUUCGUGCUACUUGUGAUUCCUGCCUGACGUCCAUCUUCGCUUGUUCUUGGAUGUGUCGUUUGUGUGGUCGUGAAGCUUGCAAAGAGUGUUUCGAACGAGUCAAAGACCUCACCGUCGUAGAGGUCAAUACGGAGCAAGAUAUGGCCGACCAACGUGCCAGAAAGGACAAGCAGGCACAUUGUAAUCCUUUCUUCCUCACAUGUCAUAAGCGCAACGAUCACGGCGCCAAGGAUUUCUCCCCGGUGACCCGUUUCGUCAAGAAGGAACUUGAGCAAGCCAUUCGAGACAUGGAACUUUUUGCGGUGCCGGCGGACAGUGCUGGUUCGUUGGCAGGCUACCGCCCUACUCUGCCGAUGUCUCCCAGCAUUGCCGUGUCCGGCGAGAUACCAUUUCACCAGAUCAAGCGCUUCAAGGAUGCCGAAUUGAGCGAACAAACCUUUGCCUUGCUAUGGGCGCAAGGCGAGCCUGUCCUGGUCACCGACACCGGGAGCAAGCUCAAGCUCGACUGGGAUCCCCAGUACUUUAUCGAGAAUCAUGGGUCGGAGGAUUGCCUCCUGAUCGACUGCCAAUCAGAUCAAUCGACUCGUCGGACGGUCAAGGAGUUUUUCAGCACAUUCGGCAAAUACGAAGAUAGAAACCAGUGCUGGAAGCUCAAAGAUUGGCCGCCUUCGAGUGAUUUCAAGACGUCAUUCCCGAAGUUGUAUGAAGACUUCAGCCAAGCUGUGCCCAUCCCGAACUACGUUCGAAGAGAUGGGGUGCUCAAUAUCGCUUCUCAUUUCCCCUCGAACACCGUCUCUCCUGAUCUCGGGCCGAAAAUGUACAAUGCGUAUGCUAAUCUAGCAGAGGAGGGCAACAAAGGCUCGACGCGGCUGCACAUGGACAUGGCCGAUGCGCUGAACAUUCUGACCUACGCUGCGCCGUGCCCCGAUGGAUCUCCGGGCUAUGCUGCUUGGGAUAUCUUCCGUGCGGAGGAUAGUUUCCAAAUUCGGCAGUUCCUGGCCGAACAGCAUCGGCAAUUGGGUCAAGAUCCGAUUCACAGCCAACAGAUCUACCUCGAAGAUGACAUGCGACUGCGGCUGUGGCAAGAGCGAGGGGUGAAGAGCUAUCGAAUUCUGCAGAAGACGGGGGAAGCCGUGUUCAUUCCUGCUGGCUGUGCACACCAGGUGCGAAACAUGAGUGACUGCAUCAAGAUCGCCGUCGAUUUCGUGUCCCUCGAGAAUGUGCAGCGGUGUGCCACGCUCACGAAAGAGUUCCGUCAGGUGAACACCAGCAAGCUCUGGAAGGAAGACGUGUUGCAGCUGCGGACGAUGAUGUGGUUCGCGUGGUUGUCUUGUUUGAUGCAAGAAAACAAUUCCCAGUCCUGAACACUUCUGUAUACAUACAUAUAUUUUCAACUUGGAAUCAAAUGUACAUCUCACAUCAUAUUCACACAAAAACAUCUUCUAUCG